Molecule: messenger RNA, 2995 nt
Organism: Fusarium odoratissimum NRRL 54006
Lineage: Eukaryota; Fungi; Ascomycota; Sordariomycetes; Hypocreales; Nectriaceae
Exons: 2
Coding region: 1201-2904 (567 amino acids)
Source: RefSeq, a predicted model, not a curated record
GGGCCACCAACAAGAAAAAAAGGAUUAAAGCAAGAGCAUGGACUGAGAGAGCAGGGUAUCUGCCAGCCUCUUCCCAACAACCGAUGAAUGUUUCUACUAUUUCCUUUCGCCGUCGACUUUAUUCGAUCUUGAUCCCUCGACACUCACAGAAGCUGUCUGGCCCUGCUUCCUCGAUCGGAGAGACUAGGAUCGCUGCUAGAAAGGAGACCUCGAUCUGGUGACGCAGACUUGACUAGCACACGACAUCGACGUAAUAGGGGAAUAUAAGUCAAACAAAACAGUAACUGCACUGCGAUCAUCAGGACUGGUUACUAAAAAAGGAAAUAUCCUGGGGAACCAGCCAGCUGGUCCAACGCUCAAAGCCCAAAGUACCGGUACACAAACAAAAAGCAAAAACCGCCAGAGACAUCUCGAGCCAAUAAAGUAGACAGGGACAACGGCAGCCACCAGUAACAGCUUGAGGUCACCACCUGGACUCUAAUUAAUAUCCAACCCGCCGAUCCUAGGGCGGCCUCACUCAUUCAUCUUACCACCCUUUUACUUUCUCUAGCUCCUCCUUUUCUUUUCUCGUUCUGUUUCCCUUUGACUUUCUCUUUUUCUAUUUCCCAGCCUCGCAAAUAAUUCACUUCAUCUUUUGGGCCUUUAGCCGCCAGACUCAACACUUUUCGAUGCUGCGCAUGCACUAAUACACCCCACGCGAUCAGUUCAUACACAGAGUUGCGCGCGGUCUCUUGUAAUACCAACUUUCUUCCUAUCCACCAUACUAAACAGGGCUACACCUCCCCUGACGAUAUUGGGCCAACCUCUUAUCUCUUGACACCUUACCAAACAUCUCGUCAUCUGCCGGUUCGUGUAUUGUCCAAGUGCUGGCUUCCACGGCGGGUCGACCAUUUCCGUAUCAUCCCAUCUCGCUCAUCCUGGUCUCAUCGGACCACAUCUUCCCCGGCUUAACAUCCCGCCAGAUCGGUUACUUUAUUGCUCGAUCACGCCCUGUGCUUUAGUUGCGUAUUCGGCUUUGAAAGCCACUGAAACACAUAUCAUAACUUGGCCUGCUUCACUUCGUGGUCUUUGUAUUUGUUUACACUCGCCAUCAAUCAUCACUCAGCCCUAUUUGACGACAGAGUCGAUCUUCUGUCUAAUACCAACGACACCUUUGAUUGAGCUGCUGCAUGAGCUCGACCCGAACUUGGCUUGGCUAUCAUGUUCCUGCAUGCUGGUGCUAGCCUUCACGGCCACGAGUACUCGACAAAUCGACAGACACAAGCGCCCCAAGGAGCGUUGCCCUUCCUCCGAUCAGCGCUUCGACGUCGGUCAGAUACUGAUAAAACAACAAGGCCAUUAUCAGCAGACGUUACUUCCUUACCACAACUCCGACCAAUGUCAUACCAUGAGAAACUCCCGCCUGCGACUACAGUGACGCCGGUGCGCCGGACUUCUCGCCCCAGGCCCAAGUCUGAGUACAUGCCUCGGCGAGAUCUCUCUGUUCGCUUUCGUGAACCGGAGACUGAUGACGACCUGCCACCGUCAGAGGUUCAGAGCGAAGACGAAGGCUCUGCUGCCUGCUCAGAUAUAAGUGAGCUAAGUGAUUCAUCCACAGCACCUCGAAGAAGGAGGAGGAAGCGCACCUUCAGAAAAUCUACACAAUUUCUUCUUGCACACCCAGCACCUCGACCAGGAGCCAGACAACGCCGCUUGGUUCAUCUCCGCCCACGACUGCUCCUUCAAUUACAAGAAGUCGGCGAGAAGCGCCCAAUACCCGCAUUUGAUGUAGUACCGUCCAGCCUCAUCACGGGCUCUCAGAUUGUUCCUCGCAUGGCUAAGCGUUGCCCCCACCUGUUCCGUACAAAGCCAGUCCUAGGCAUGAACGAUCUUCUUAUUGUUCGCAGUGAGGACUACGACACGCCAGCAUCUCCAGGAUCUCUCGAUACCGAAGACUCGCUCGACCAAAGGGACGUCGUUGCAGUUAUUAGUCCACUUCCCCAAAUGGGUGACGAGUCCGCCGAAAUCGUGAUGGAAGAUGGAUCGACCUGGGAGUCAAGUUUGAUGACCAAUGGCUCAUAUGAGUUCAUUGGAGUUGACGAGCGAGGACGAAUCAGUACGGCACGAUGGGUCAAGAAGACUUCAACGCCAACAUCCCCCAUGCCUAAGAAUACCGGAGAACAAACACCACCACCGAGCCCGUUGCCCGCUGAAGUCAAGUGGACAUUUAGUAUGAUACACCCCGACACAAGACGGCACCCCAUCAUGGGUUCCCUCAUGUCAAAUACGCUGGACGUCUUUGACACUUAUAAUACCAUGUCGACCUCAAGCGGUCGCUAUCCUCCAACUCGAAACACACCACUAGACUCUAAGCUUGCCAGCGACUGGAUCGUCUCGAACCCACCUGAAAUUCAGUCACGAUUGACGAAAGUGGUCCCAGAAGACAUCAAACUUCUGAUGGUUGCAACUGCAUCUUGGGUAAACCUUAGACAAAGUGGAUUGCCAGCAUCGGGAAUCUGCAGGACACCAUCGACGUUACAAAAACGCACACUUAGCAAUGGUGGUGGUCCGCAGAGAGCUCAGACGUUCCCUGCUCGCCCAAGCCUUCCCCUUGUUAAUCCUUCACAUCAAUUACCGCAUGUCAACACGAGCCCGGCAAGUAGUUCUUUGGACAGUUGCACAUCGGACAUGCCCGCACGUCGAAGGUCGGUGUCCUACAAUGCCGGGUUUGUCAAGCGGUUUGUGACGCCGCGUGUCAGCGAGGAUGGAAGACCUCCGCUAGAGACCCUCGAUAUUAAGUCAGACAGGCCACCGACAAGACGUGUGAGCAUUAGUGUGCGGAAUUUUGCAGACAAGAUUUUCCGCCGGAGAAGCAACUCCCAUGCGCAGGCUGAAGAUAUAUAUGGACACAAGUUCGAGUAUUGAUACAUCGAUAGUGAUGAUUGUAAUAUAAAUAUACCUCGUCCUCAAAAGGACUUAUUAUCUUCGCGCAUGACAUAUUCCUGGUCUCGCAAAG